Messenger RNA from Aureococcus anophagefferens, 7149 nucleotides. RefSeq lists its product as hypothetical. The record is from RefSeq and is a predicted model, not a curated record. The coding region runs from base 1 to 7101 and encodes 2366 amino acids. Gene Ontology annotation, biological process: vesicle transport along actin filament; actin filament organization. Gene Ontology annotation, molecular function: microfilament motor activity; actin filament binding; ATP binding. NCBI's taxonomy places the organism in Eukaryota, Pelagophyceae, Pelagomonadales, Pelagomonadaceae. The transcript has 2 exons. Gene Ontology annotation, cellular component: actin cytoskeleton; cytoplasm; vesicle.
AUGGACGCCGCGUCCGAGGCGAACCUCGUGUGGCUCAAGAACCCCUUCCCCCUCACGGAUGGCGAGUUCUACAAGAAGCGCCUCGGCGGCACGUGCGGCCGGCCCGAGUACGUGCCGUGCCGCGUCGUCGCGCGCAACGGCGGCGAGCUGACCUUGGAAACGGUGGACGAGCCGAAGAUGACCAUCGCGAAGAGGGAGGCCGACGUGCUCCCGUCGAACUCGCGCCUGCGCAGCGGGUCGCGCAGGAACCUGAGCGAGCUCGCGCGCGCGACGCACUGCAACGCGCCUUCGGUCGUCUCGGCCGCGCACGGCCGCCACGUCGCGGGCGAGUACUGGACCUACGCGGGCCGCCGCGACGGGCCCCUCGUCUUCCUGAACCCGAACGGGCCCGGGGCGCCGCGGAGCGAGUCGAACUUCGGCCUGCUGCAGAUGCAGCGCCGGUCCGGGCCGCGCGCCGCGGGCGCGCGGGACGACGCCGGCGGCGCCGCGAAGCCCCGGUACCGGACGCCCGGCGCGGACCGGCGCAAAGGCCGGUUUCCGCCGCCGGCCGGCGACGCCGCGGAGGCGGAGCAGCCCCACCUCUACGACGCCGUCGCGGACGCGGUCCGCCGCGCGUUCGAGCUCCGCGCGCCGCAGCUGCUCAGCUUCGUCGGCGAGUCGGGCAGCGGCAAGUCCGAGUCCGCGAAGCUCGCACUCGAGUUCGCCGCGAUCGCCUUCGGCGACCCGAGCUUCCUCGGCGUCGCGGCCGCGGGGCCGACGACGUCGCGGCUCGGCGGGGACGCGCUCGUCGCCGCGCGGCGCGACGACGCGACGCAGGCGUGGGCCGCGCCGCUCGGCCGCGCGGCGAACCCGCUCUUCUUCUCCGGCCCGGAGGCAAGAGGGUUCUCAUCAUCUCAAGCGCGCGCGGCGAAGAAGCUGCUGUCGACGCCGACGCUCGUCGAGGCCUUUUCCUGCGCCCGGAGCGGCCGCAACGCGAACGCGAGCCGCGGCGCGACGAUGUACCGCCUCGCCGUGCGGCCCGGCCCGCGCCGCGAGGCUUUGGUGGCCGGCGGGUCCUGCGAGAUCUAUGGCUUGGAGGUCGCGCGCGUCGCGCGGUCGCCCGGCGACGCCGAGGGCGCCGCCGACGGCAACUUCCACGCGCUCCACUGGCUCGCCGGCGGCGUCGAGUCGCCGUCGGAGCGCGCGGCGCUCCGGCUCCGCGACGCCAGGGACAAGGCGGGCUACCGGCUUUUGGACGCGACGGACGACGCCGCGGCGGACUGGGCCGCUCUUUCCGCGGCCUACGGCGUCGUCGCGCGCGACGGCGACGCCAAGUCGAAACGGCCGACGGGCGUGCGCGACUCGUUCGCCGAGGGCGUCGCGGGCCUUUUAGCGGCGAUCCUAGCUUUGGGCGACGUCGAGUUCGGCGGCGGCGACGAGGCCAAGUACCGCGAGACGGCCGCGAGCAAGACGCGCGCCGCCGACGCCGCGGAGCUGCUGGGCGUCGACGGCGGCGUUUUGCGCGACGCGUUCCUCUGCCGCGUUUUGGACGUCGCGUCCGGCGCGUCGUCCGCGGGCGUCGGCAAGAGGGUGCCCGCUAGGCCUUCCGACGCCGAGACAGCGCGCGACGGCCUCAUCAAGGCGCUCUACGGUCGCCUCGUGACCUGGGUCGUCAAGCGCGCGUCGGGCGAGUGCCGCGAGGCCGCGCGGGCCCCGUCCGACGUCUACGUCCUCGACGCGUGCGGCUUCGACGACGCGGCCAAGGGCGCGGGGGGGCGCAACUUCUUCGACGAGCUGCUCCACAACGCCGCGGCGGAGCGGCACCACGCCUACUACGCGGAGACGACCUUUUCCGACGAGCUCAAGCUCUACGACGACGAGGGCCUCGACGUGUCCACGACCAAGUUCCCCGCGGUCCAGACCAACGCCGACGUCCUGGACCUGCUCCUGGGCGGCCCCGCGAGCUUGUUGGGCACGGUGGACGCGUCCGCGGCCGCGCUCGGCGAGACGGACGCGCGCGCGCUCGCGGCCGUCGUCGCCGCGCACGGCGCGUCGCCGUCCUUCGAGCCGGGCCGGCGCCAGCGCGCGGCGACGUCCUUCACGGUCAAGCACACGGGCGGCGACGUGUCCUACGACGUCCACGACCUCCUGCGGCGCGCGCGCGUCGCCGCGCCGGCGGCGGCCGUGGCCGCGCUCGAGACGUCGACGCGGCCGUUCGUGCGGGCCCUGUUCGCCGAGUGCGACGUCGACGAGGCGGCCUGCCCCUGGCUCACCCUCGGCGACCUCGCGGCCUGCGGCGCCGUGCGCUUCGUCCACGCCAAGGAGCAGGGCCGCGCGUCGGCGAUCGCGAGCUUCCGGAGCCAGCUCGACGCGCUCUACGGCGGUUUAUCGCAGCUCGGCGGCCUGAGCCGGGGCACGGGCCGCCCGUUGGCGACGCACGUGCUAUGCACGCGCGCGGCGCCCCAGCGCCUCUUCGACAAGGACCCGGAGUUGGCCCGGGACUUCUUCGAGCCGAGCUACGUCGGCAAGCAGCUCUUCGACCGCUUCGCGGUGCCCGAGUUCGCGACGCUGACGAAGAUCGGCCUCCGCUGGCGCAUGCCCCACGACCGCUUCUACGCCAAGUACGCCAUCGCCGCGCGGGGGCUCGGCGUCUACAGCCGCGCGUUCCCCCUCGUCGUCGCCGACGACGACGCGGGCGAGCGCCGCGAGCGGGCGAAGCGGCUCCUCGACGCGCUCCUCUGCGACCCGGGCCUCGCGGCGGAGGCCAAGGAGGCGGCGCGGCGCGGCGAGGCCCAAUUGGGGCGCACGCUGGUCAUGCUGUCGAGCCCGCUCGCGGCGUCGCUCGAGCGGCGUUUAGACGACGCGACGGCGAUCUUCGCGAAUUGCGCGACGCGGCUCGCCGCGAUGCAGCGCGCGCGCGAGCAGCGCCGCGUCUACGUCAAGGUGCGCAACGGCCUCGGGCUCGUCGUCGCCCUCGUCAAGUACGCGCCCAUGCGCGCCUACAUCACAAAACACCGCCGCGCGGGCGCGGCGAUCACGGGCUUGGCGCGGCGGAAGCUCCGGCGCGCGGCCGCGCGCCGCCGGGGCGCCAUGGCCGUGCGGCUCCAGCGCUGGAGCCGCGCGACGCGGGCCAAGGCGCGGUGUACCACGCUCAAGCUCGCGGCCAGGGGCGCGGCCGCGCUCGCGCGCGGCUUCGUGCUCCGGCGGCGCGCGGGCGCCGUGAAGCGCCACGCGGACAAGCUCCGCGUGUUCAUCGUGGGCGAGGUGCUGCGGAUUUUACGGUUGAAGGUCCUGCGGCGCCGGGCGGCGACGACGCUGGCCUGCGCGUGGCGCGGGUCCCACUCGCGGAGCCCCGGCGGGCCCGCGUACGCCGCGGCGAAAGCGUGGCGCCGCGCUUUACGCGCGCGCGCGCUCCGCAGGGCCUCGACGAAAUUCGGCGCCCAUUGGAAGCGCAUCCUCGUCGUGCGGCGCUUCCGCCAGCUGCGGCGCGCGGCCGUCGUCGCGCAGCGGUGGGCGCGGAGCCGCUUCCUCCGGUUCUGGAUGCUCGACGCGCGGCUCGCCGCGACGGUGCUCGCGGGCAUGGGCCGCGGCGCCGCGGGCCGCGGCGACGCGCGUCGACGGCGCGUCGCGGCGAUGGUCGUCGCGGAGCGCUUCGCGCUGCGCUGCGUCCGCGAGCGCGAGUUUUUGACGCUCGCGGAGCAUUUCGGGGACGCGGACGCGGUCGCGCACUGCAAGUGCAGCAACACGAACCUGAGCUCGCCGACGGCCAACGAGUACGCCGUCGACGACACCAAGGGCGACCCGGACGCGCCCGUCGACGCGUGCCGGUCGUCGACGAUCCGCAAGGGCGAGCAGCGCGGCGCGGGCCGCCACCUCGGCCACCACGCGCUCGAGUUCGCGCUGCGCCGGCCCCUGCCGAACCGCGCGGCCAAGCUCGCGGCGCAGCGCUUCGCGAGCCGGGCGGAGCUCGUCGACGUCGACGCCAGGGCGUCGGACGCGCACGACACGUACCCGCACGGCUGGGCGCGGACGCUCGGGCGCCUCUGCCGCGACCUCGGGCGGGGCGGCCGGCGCCUCGGGGACGUGGCCGUGGGCCGGAGCCACAGCGCGGCGCUGAGCGACCGCGGCGAGCUCUACACCUGGGGGCUCGACGACGCCGGCCAGCUCGGCCGGCCCGCGCCGGGGUCCGCGGCGGCCGCGAAGCACGAUGGCGAAGCGCACGUCCUCGCGCCGGCGCACCGCGACUUUGUGGUGGCGCCGGCGACGGUGGACCUGGAGGUGAGCGCCCACGGCGGGAGCCGCGCGCUCGGCGCCGCGGGGCCCCAGUACGCGGGCCGAGGCUUCGAGACGCCCCGCGCGAAGCCGGGCGCCGCGGGCCAGCCGUCCGUGCCGGCGCCCAAGGGCUUCACGCGCGUGGCCUUCACGGCGCUGAGCGCCGGGGCCGACUUCUGCGUCGCGCUGAGCGCCGGGGGGCGCCUCUUCGCCUGGGGCGACAACCGGCGCGGCCAGUGCGGUUUGGGCGACCUCCUGCCGCGCCGCGGGUCGCCGCGCGCGGUGGAGGCGGGGGGCCUGAGCCGCCGGCGCGUCGCCGCCGUCGCCUGCGGCGGCCACUUCGCCGUCUGCGUCGCGAACCCGGGCGUCGUCUUCUCCUGGGGCGCGCGCGAGUGCCUGGGCAUCGACGGCGGCCGGUCGCCGGGCCGCGACGCGGAGCUCCGGUCGCCGGCCUGGCGCGCGGCCCACGACGUGCCGUCGCCGACGCUCGUGCGGGGCCUCGACGCGCACCGCAAGCGCUUCGCCUGGAAGGUGGCCUGCGGCCUCGAGUUCUCCGUCGUCGUCACGCGCGUCGGCACGCGCCACGACCUCUUCGCCUGGGGCAACAACGACAAGGGCCAGCUCGGUCUCGGCGACGGCGCGCGGCGCUGGGCGCCGGAGAUGCUCACGCGCAAGGCCGUCGCGACGCCCAAGGCGAACGCGUCGGCGACGGAGCUCGCGAAGAAGUUCCUGCGGCGCGCCGCGGACGUCGCGUGCGGCAGCCGCCACGCGCUCGUGCUCGCGGCGUCGGGCGUCGUCUUGGCCUGCGGCCACAACGGCGACGGCCAGCUCGGCGUCGGGGACCGCGAGGACCGGAGCGCGUACGCGGUCGUCCGCGGCCGGCUCGCGAAGUGCCCCGUGACCCAGAUCGUCGCGGGCUGGCGCCACAGCGCGGCCCUCACGGCGCGCCACGAGCUCUACGCCUGGGGCGCCGCGACCUGCGUCGCGUCCUCGCCCGGCGAGGUCGCGGACGCGAGCCGCGCGCGGUCCUUCUACCACCAGCACUUCGCGCCGCGCGAGAAGACGGCCGCGGAGGCCGCGGCGAAAAGCGCGGAGGCCGCGGAGACCUACGACGCGCGCAAGCGCGCCGCCGUCGACGCCGCCAAGGCGAAGAAGCUCGACGCCGCGGAGGCGGCGAGGGAGCGAGAGGCCAUCGACGACGCGUUCGAGGCGUCGGGCGCGCGCCGCGACUGGACGGCCUUCAGCGUGGCGUCGCCGCGCCUCGUGCCCUUCCCCGGCCGCGCCUGGCGCGUGCCGACGGCGCUCUGCGCCGCGAGUUCGAGCGCCCUCUCCGCGACGAUCGUGCGCUACGCGGCCAUCGGCGCGGACGCCGAGGCGCUGUCCUACGCAAAGUUCGUGCCCCACGAGCUCUCGAGCCCGCCCGAGUCGCCCCAGGCCUUCCCCAAGACCGGCGACGGCGACGGCCGCGCCGAGAAGCUCGACGCCUACGACGAGGUCCUGCGCAGAGUGCCGGACCGCGGCUGGGCGCGCGCCGUCGACGUCGUCGCGGACGCGCUCCGCCGCGAGAACGAGACCGAGGAGGUCGAGGACGGCGACGGCGGCUUCGGCGACGUGGCCUGGAAGCCCGCGACGCCGGAGCAGGAGGCGUCCAAGGUCGCGGCGGCGAAGCGGCGCGAGCGCGAGGAGGGCUUCACGGCCGCGGAGCGCCACGUCCGCGCCGUCUUCGGCAUCGGCGCCGAGGCGUCGGACCUCGAGCGCGGCUGGUGCGCGUCGACGAAAAAGGGCGCCGUCUCGGCGACGAUGAAAGCGCGCAUCCUCGCGCAGCAGCUCCGGGACCUCGAACACGAGGCGGACACGUGCGACGCGGUCGCCGCGGACACCGUCGGCGACGAGACGACGCUCCGGACCUUCGACGACGGCGACCUCGAGGACCUGCUACCCUCCGACGACGACGACGACGACGACGACGACGCCCACUCCGUGCACGUCUCCGAGCUCACGCUCAAGAGCGACGACCUCGACGCGCGCGCGGCCGUGUUGAAGACCGCGCCCGACAGCCCCGUGCGCGUCGCGGAUCUGUUCGCGUCCGAGUUCCUCAUCGGCGCGUCGACGGGCGCGCCGGGGUCGGCGAUCCGCGCCGCGCGCGCCGCCGCCGACGGCGGCGAGGAUCCCUUGUUCGCGGACCUGCCGCGGCCGACCGCGGAGCCGCCGAAGCAUUUGGGCCGCCGCGCGACGUACCGGUCGGCUUUGGACCUGCAGCACCGCGACGACGAGGAGGCCAGGCUCCGGGCCGCGCCGCCGGCGCCCGACGUCGACGACUCGAAUUUGACGGAGGCCGCGCGGCCGACGGCGUCGCUGUCGCCGCGCGCGCUCGGCGGCCGCGGCGCCGCGACGCCGCCGCCGGGCGGCACCGCCGUGGACCCGCUCGACACGCCGCCCCACCCGGACCGGGGCGCCCACGCGGCCCUCGCGGGGAAGGACCCGGCGCUCGCGGCGCUGCUCCACUCCAUGACCGCGAGCCUCAACUUCGCGGAGAAGGCCCACGACCGCGAGCGCGCGGCCAUCCCCGACUCGUCGUCCGGCGCCCUCGUCGACUCGCCCGCGCCGCCGCGGUCCGCCGCGUCCGCGCGCGAAGACGCGGCGCGCGACGUCCACGGCCGCGCGGGCGCCUACGGCGCCUACGGCUACUCGGCCGCGGACGCGCGCGCGCACGCGCCGCGCGCGCUGUCGUCGCCGGAGCCCGCGGCGCCGGCGCCGCCGCCCGCCGACGACGACUUCGCCCAGCUCGCCCGCGACACGAAGGCCCUCCAGUCCGCGCUCGCGCGCGGCGGGGACUUCCGCGCGCCGUGAAGACUCCCAUUUCCCCCUGAUUGCCACUUCUAAACAAACGUGGCCUUU